Messenger RNA from Diorhabda carinulata, 1761 nucleotides. Its product is annotated as alpha-tocopherol transfer protein-like. Gene Ontology annotation, cellular component: membrane. NCBI's taxonomy places the organism in Eukaryota, Metazoa, Arthropoda, Insecta, Coleoptera, Chrysomelidae. The record is from RefSeq and is a predicted model, not a curated record. Gene Ontology annotation, molecular function: phosphatidylinositol bisphosphate binding. The coding region runs from base 153 to 1043 and encodes 296 amino acids. The transcript is spliced from 6 exons.
AAAUGACCUUGAAGAUUGUCUGCCGAUUAAUGUAUAAACAUGGUUACCUUGCUAAUAAACAAAAUAUAUUAGACCUGUUUCUUAAUUAAUUUGAUUAUUUUUCUUAAAAUUUUAUUUAUUCUAAAAUUGUAUCGAGAAGGGUCCGCAUUAAAAUGUCCGUUCAACAAUUAGACUUGGAAGAAAUGUAUAAAAAGAUUCCUGAAUUGAAAAGAAACGAAGUGAAAAUUUUGAAAAAUUGGGUAGAAAAACAACCGCAUCUACCAAAUAUCUCAGAAUUUCAAGUUGCGCUUUUUUUACAUAGCUGUUACUAUAAACAAGAAGCGGCUAAAGCUGCUAUAGACGUUUAUUAUACAGUACGGACUUUAUGUCCAGAUAUUUUUCAAUGUAGAACUUGUAAUGACCCCGGAAUUCAAGUCGUAUUGGACCACAGUGUUAUAGCGGCGACUCCGCUGCCGAAUGGAGACACUAUGAUCAUAGGUCGAUGUGGAGAAGCUGAAUAUUUCACGUUUGUAAAUCAAUUAAAAGUAUUCGAUGCAUUACUACAAUUAAAUUUACGUAAAAACGGACCUUUAUCAGGACUUCAUCUUGUAGUUGAUAUGAAAAAUGUUACUUUCACUCAUUUUAUGAAACUUUCUUCUUCUGUUUUGAUUUUAAAAAAAUUUUUCUACCUAUUACAAGAAGGAUUGCCAGUAAGAAUAAAGUAUCUUCAUUUUGUUAACCUAGUUUCAUUUAUUGACAAGAUUUUAUCAUUAGGAAAACCGUUUUUGAAGAACGAAUUGAUUAAAUGCGUGAAAAUUCAUCAAAAAUUUGACAGUAUUUACGAGUAUAUUCCUCGAGAAGCAUUUCCAAUUGAUUAUGGAGGCUCCGCUGAAUCUUUUGAGAAAUUACGACAAAACACUGCGUCGCUUAUCAAAGCUAACGAAAAGUUUUUGAACUCCGAAGACCUUCAAAGAGUAGAUGAAAGUAAAAGAUCAGGGAUACCUAAAAGUAUAAAUGAAAUAUUUGGAGUGGAAGGUAGUUUUAAGAAAUUGGAAUUCGACUAAUCAUUCAAAUUCAUUGUAUUGAUUUACAUUUUGUCUCUGUCAAUUUAUCAUUAAAAUUUUUAACGUAUUUCAAGGAUUUUUAAACGGUUCUAAAUAAAAAUCAAUAGCUGCUACAACCCGUAUAUAUUAACAAUUUUAUAUAAAAUAUAAUAUUUACUAAUCUAAUCAACUUCUAAUUUUUUAAAACUUCCUUGGAUUCCGAACAUAUUUGCUUCGUUUUUCAUCGGCCCUUGUCGCUUAGAUUCGUCAACUUGUUGAUUCUCUUGGAACUUUAAUAAAUCCUCGCAUUCUGCCAUGUUGUUUUCUAAAUCGUCUGAAAACAAUUCCACCAAAAGUUUAGAAUUUAUUAUUAUAAGUUCAAUAAUUUUUAUAACAAGUUGAAUAUUAUCUUACUUCGUAAUUUUUGAACGUUUUGACAACAACCACCGUAGUCUACAGGAAGAAUUUCUUUAGGGACAUAUUUGUAGAAAGUUUCCAUGUCAGUAUGCAGUAAUAACUGUAAAAAAACUACUUUUAUUUUAUUUUAUAGAUUAAAAAAUGUUAAUUUAGAUUUGUAUAGAUUAUUACUCACUGCAUCAAGUAGUUCCUUUUUCAUAAACGGUUUUAUUAUAGCUAAAAGUUUAUCAACAAAAGACGCUACGUUAAUUAUGUGUAUAUAUUUUAUUCUAACAGGUAAAGCUUCCUAAAAUAAAUCAAAUCAAUAAAAUUAUCGCUAUUA